AUGGGGAGCAGACGGGUGACCUUGUCGAGUUUGUCCGUGUUGGCCUUAGCGGCCGCGGCGUUCUUUCAAACCGGCUACGGCGCCGGCGAGGUCCACGACGCCAGCCGUAGCGCCGCCUUCGCGAGGGCGAGCGGGACGCGUUUCAUGGUCGGCGGGAGACCGUUCUACUCGAACGGCUUCAACGCGUACUGGCUCAUGUACAUGGCGUCGGACCCGGCCGACCGGAGCAAGGCGUCGGCCGCGCUGGAGCAGGCGGCCCGCCUCGGCGCGACGCUGGUGCGGACUUGGGCGUUCAGCGACGGGGGUUACCGGGCACUGCAGGAGUCGCCCGGCGUGUACAAUGAGGCGACGUUCAUGGGGCUAGACUAUGUUAUAGCUGAAGCAAAGGAGCGAGGGAUAUAUUUGAUACUGAGCCUGGUGAACAACUGGGACGGGUACGGCGGAAAGAAGCAGUACGUGCAGUGGGCCAGGGACCAGGGGCACUACAUGGGUUCUGACGAUGACUUCUUCACGAGCAGCGUGACCAAGGAUUUCUACAAGAACCACGUCAAGACGGUCCUCACCAGAGUGAACAAGAUGACGGGAGUGGCGUACAAGGACGACCCGACCAUCUUUGCAUGGGAGCUCAUGAACGAGCCUCGCUGCCAGAGCGACCUCUCCGGGAAGACUCUGCAGGGUUGGAUCACGGAGAUGGCCGGAUACGUCAAGUCCGUGGACCCGAACCACAUGGUGGAAAUCGGGCUAGAAGGGUUCUACGGCGAGUCCAUGCCCGACCGGAAGCAGUUCAACCCGGGCUACACCGUCGGCGCCGAUUUCAUCUCCAACAACCUGAUCCCCGGCGUCGACUUCGCCACGAUCCACUCCUACCCCGACCAGUGGGUGUCCGGCGCGAGCAGCGACGCGCAGGUGGCGUUCAUGCGGCGCUGGAUGGCGUCGCACGCCAACGACUCGGCGGCGGUGCUGCGGAAGCCGCUGCUGGUGGCGGAGUUCGGCUGGUCCGCGCGGUCCAACGGCUACACGGUGGCCGCGCGGGACGCCUACUUCCGCAUGGUGUACGACGCGAUCUACGCGUCGGCGCGGGCGGGAGGGCCGUGCGCGGGGGGCCUCUUCUGGCAGGUCAUGGAGCCCGGGAUGGAGGGCUGGACCGACGGCUACGACGUCGUGCUCGACCGCAGCCCAUCCACUGCCGCCGUCGUCCGCAGGGAGUGCGCCAGGAUCGGCAGCCUCAACCAGGUCGCCUAGCGGUACAUGCCAACCAACACGCAAGGGACUGCGGAGAAACCAAGAGACUCACGGGCAAGGUCCAUGGACGCUGCAAUAAUUUACGUCACGAUGUUCGCAGAUAACGCUGUGUGUAGA
Phragmites australis (common reed) is the source of this 1359-nucleotide messenger RNA. Its product is annotated as putative mannan endo-1,4-beta-mannosidase 9. The coding region runs from base 1 to 1242 and encodes 413 amino acids. Gene Ontology annotation, molecular function: hydrolase activity, hydrolyzing O-glycosyl compounds. NCBI's taxonomy places the organism in Eukaryota, Viridiplantae, Streptophyta, Magnoliopsida, Poales, Poaceae. The record is from RefSeq and is a predicted model, not a curated record. The transcript is spliced from 5 exons.